This is a messenger RNA of Suillus bovinus, 2098 nucleotides long. RefSeq lists its product as uncharacterized. Lineage: Eukaryota; Fungi; Basidiomycota; Agaricomycetes; Boletales; Suillaceae. The record is from RefSeq and is a predicted model, not a curated record. The transcript has 13 exons. Bases 86 to 1990 code for a protein of 634 amino acids.
ACGGACAGCGUCGGGGAUAUCAUGUCAUUCUUCCGAUAAGUAUAUAUAAGUACGAGUACCGGUCAGGAACCACGUACAUAGCAGUAUGACUGAGCAGCUCCCGCCAUAUACUACACUCUCUCAGCCAGAGACCGAACCACCGCAGUAUACUCUUCCAGACACCUUCAACAUCGGACGAUGCAGCACGCAUCACCUCGUCCGCCCGGAUCAGCUCAAGGCCCAUCUUCAGCUUCUGGCAGCGUUCAGCCACCUGAAGCAGCGGGUCGUUGCCAGUGAGAACCUUAUCGCAGGAUUAGAGUCGGACAGCGAGAAGCGUUGGGUAUGGUUCGUCAAUUUGGCCGUUGAACGGUUUGAGAGGUGGUGUUUGACAAUCAAGCAAUCUGAUACAGUGGAGCAUCGUUUGCCUCCCAUUGAUGUCACUAUGGUGUGGCACGCCUAUCUCCUGAAUCCGAGCUGGUAUGCGGAAGACACCACGCGGAUCUCUAAGCUCAAACCUCUCGCUCAUUUCACUGAUUAUUUUCCUCACCUUCUCGCUAACCCUGGCCUGCUAACCACUGACGCACCACAACAUGAACGCGUUUCUGUUUGGGAGCGCCGUACCGAAUUACCGUAUGACCCAUUCGCAUCUGCUGCGAAUUUCACACACAAGUCUAUCAAGUGCCCUUGCUGUCAUCGCACUAUUAUUUCGCCAUUUUGGCAGCCUAACGGGAAGGGAUACUCCCAGAGCAACUACAGCAUCGAGUGUGAAUGUACUCAGUCGAUUACUAAAGAACUUCUCGGCCUCUAUAAAUUUGCCAAAAACGUAGUCAAAGCAACAGCGCCUGAUACAUACUUGGCCGGAACUCUUCAUACACCACGUAACGCCUAUGACACUGCGCGCGGAGACAUGAUCAAGAAGCGCAUCCUCAACUCGCACAUCAUUUCCAAGAACAACAAGGCAAGUGAUCCCGCGCGCCAGAUCCUGAUAAACGUCCAGUAUGACGCUGCGCGCAUGCGUACCGUGCUGGACAUGUAUUUGAAGCCGAUGUUGUCGAGUAAGAUCAUGGGUGCCUACACGGACGACAGGGUGUUUUCACUUGAUUUGGUCGGUGCCGUCCUCCGGCAAGCCUCAUUUGUGAAUAAGAUGGUCAACCUUGGAUGGACCGAGCCAGGAUAUUUUGCCAACGAGGUGGAUACAAUAGCAUUGCAGCAUUGCGUAGCUCGGUAUCACGCCUUUUUGAACAUCAUGGCAGAGUCGCCUGCUUCGUUCUUCGUGCCUACGCUCGAUAUCGAUCUCGGGUGGCAUACUCAUCAACUCAUGGCGAGUCGGUAUCAAAGCGACUGCCUCUCGCUCGUAGGACGAUAUGUUGAUCACGAUGAUAAAGUGGAAGAGGGUCAACUCGCAACCUCCUUCGACCUCACUUGUCGUGCUUGGAACGACCGUUAUCAUGUACCCUACAUGCACUGCGGGUGUCCACUACCGGGAGACACAAUCGGCCAAAAGCUCCGACGCCUCCUCUCCUCUCGAGUCACUGACAACGUGCUUUUACUCCCUACCAAGUCUGACGCAUGUGCUGCUACACACCCAAGCGACCACAACGCCGUGUUUGCUCUGCAUAACAUGUCCGCAAGCCUACGUCACCGGAAGAACCGCGCACGCAAGGCAGAGAUGCGGAGGCAGCGUGCAGAGCGGAACGGAGUGGCUGUGAGGAAUGGGAAUGUUGAUCAUGGGAUUGCAUUUUUAUAUCCUGUGCCGAUGUUCUAUUACUACAGUGGUGGAUGCGUUGCUGCUACUGGAGCGGUGGUGAAUGGAGGUUUGGGGUGUGCAGUGGGGGCAGGCAGCUGUUCGAUCGGUGCCUCAACGUGUGGUGGGUUUAGUGCUGGUUGUGGAGUCGGUGGUGGUGGUUUUGGAACCAGUGGAUUUGGAGGCGGUGGUGGCUGUGGAGGCGGAGGCGGAGGCGGAGGCGGCUGUGGUGGAGGUGGAGGUGGCGGGGGCUGUGGAGGCGGAUAACUUAGACCUGCAAUAUUUUCUUCAAACCUAAAUGCCUCAUAAUAUUGUUGCCACACACCUAACUAAAUAUGUAUUGAGUUUGGGCACACUUUCCGAGACGCCGUUUCG